AUGUCUAGCGCUCUUAUCUUCGGAGGCUCCGGAAAGGUCGCACGACACCUCACAACGAAGCUAGUGGCAUCAGCCUAUACCGUCCACUCGGUCAUUCGCAAGGAGUCGCAGAUCCCCGAACUCGAAGCACUCGGCUCAAAGCCCAUUGUGCAGAGUAUCGAAGAGUCCAGUGUCAACGACCUCACAGCAACCAUCAAGAAGCACAGUCCUAAUGUGGUCAUUUGGAGUGCAGGAGCCGGAGGUGGUAGCCCUGAACGCACAAAGGCUGUAGACCAUGAAGGCAUAACAGGCGCCAUCAAGGUCUUUGAUGCCACUGCUGCUGCAGGAGUCAAGCGUUUCAUCAUCGUCAGUGCAGUAGAUAUCCGCGACCGAGGAAACAAGCCAACGCCGGAAUGGUACAACGACGACGACGACAAUGCUGUUAGCAACCGCAUGUGGGGAGCCAUUGGUGUCUACUGCGAGGCCAAAUUGGCCGCUGAUCGCGACCUGGUCACUCAGAACAGCCGUCGCAAGCUCGAUUACACCAUUGUUCGACCAGGCUCCCUCAAUACAGACAAAGAAUCUGGUAAGGUCGCCGCUGGCAAGGUACACUUGGGCAAGAGUGUUUCCCGAGAGGACAUUGCCGAGGUCAUUGUGCAGUGUAUCAAGAACCCUUCCACCAUCGGCCUGGCAUUCGACGUGGUGGGCGGCGACACUCCUAUUCCUCAAGCUAUAGAUGAAGUCGCCAGCCAAAAGAUCGAUACUUUUGAAGGGCAUUACUAG
Aureobasidium melanogenum CBS 110374 is the source of this 762-nucleotide messenger RNA. RefSeq names its product NAD(P)-binding protein. Bases 1 to 762 code for a protein of 253 amino acids. The transcript has 4 exons. The record is from RefSeq and is a predicted model, not a curated record. Lineage: Eukaryota; Fungi; Ascomycota; Dothideomycetes; Dothideales; Saccotheciaceae.